AUGGCUACUCUUACUGCGAGAAGAAAGCGUGUUUUUGAUUCAGUAUUCAAAAAGCCCGAGAUUUCAGAACCAACCCCAGUCGCGAGCCCAACAGGUAGCUUCACAACUCCAAGCCAACCAUUCGAAGGACCAGAAAACUUUAAUAAUGAACCAAAAAGACCUUCUUCCUCAAAUACGACCAGCUCGCAACAGCUUGGUGGACAUAUUGGGGAUCAAUCUGUAGACCAAGUUCGUGAUCAAAUCCAGUGGGACAGAUCUUGGCAUACUGUCACUUAUCGUCUCCAACUUUCAGAUGUACCACCAGAUCCAAGUUCUAUCGAGACUCUAGAAUCCCUGUCUAUACCGCCUGAUCCGUCCUUUGAUGGUGCUUUAAAGGAUGUCCUGGAUUCUGCUAGGCGCUUGCCGUUUGCCCUCCAUACGGAAGAUCUUCUUGUUUGGCACACCCAGCAAGUCCGUAGACAUCUUCUUCAUCGAAUCUUGCCGAUGUUGCGAGGAUUCACUAAUGCUGAAGGUGCCGAGUCAUUGGUUUUUGGCAGUCUUAUCACUGCAUUAAAGACAGUACUCGAAAAUUAUGUUUCUUCUAUCCUUGGCCUACGAGGCGGGGAAGGCUCUGGUAUUGCACCUAUCAGUACAAGAACAGAUGAAGUUUGCAACGAAAUGCUCAACCUCGUCGAAUCGUUGUAUAAAGUUGGUCUAGCACGGGAGAAUUUCCAGGUGAUUUUCGCCGAAAUCAUGAAUCGGUCCAUGACCGAAUAUGUCAAUCGAGGUUGUAGGGGAUUGUGGUCUUCCAACCAAGUAAACAUGACUCCCGAAGAUGGUGAUAGGAGAAACUCUGUACUUCCACGAACGGCACAUCACGUAUCGCCGUCCAACUGCGUAACAGACCUUUGCGGCUGGAUUGAAGAUCGAUAUUCUAAACUUGCGGUUUUGGUCUUCAAAGUUAUAGACAAUGUUGAAGUGGCCUGGAGUGACAUGGAAAAAUGGAAGGAAAUGAGCAUCGGCCGUCUUGCAGCACUCAGGACGGAUGAGCUCUUUGAUAUUGUCGUCAAUUGGCCAAAUAGCAACGGAGCAUUGCACGACCUCCGAACAACUAUAACAACACCUCAAAGACGUUUGCAUUUGACAGAAGUUUUCGCAGCCACUUUGAAAGAGAGGUUGCUGCACCCUGGAGCUUCCACGUUACUGAUCUUACAAACAUACAUCUCGAUGAUAUGGUCAUUCCACUCGCUUGACCACUCGAAGGUACUUCUAGAUCGUGUAGCAUAUCCAUUGCAGGUUUACCUGUGCUCACGAGAAGACACGGUCCGAAUAAUUAUCACAGGGCUACUCUCGGACACCGUAGAUGCGCAAGGAAAUCCCGUAGAACCUGGUGGGGAUAGACUCAUUGAGCUGGCCCAGUUACUGAAUGACAAUUCAGAGCAGUCGGGACGAAAUAUUGAUGAUGAAGAAUUAGACUGGCAUGAUAUGGAGUGGGUACCUGAUCCUGUAGAUGCAGGACCAGGAUAUAAGAGGUCUAAAAAUGCCGAUAUUAUCGGGACAUUGAUUGGGUUUUUCGGAUCUCAAGAAGUUUUUAUCAAAGAAUUUCAAAGUAUCAUUAGUGAAAAUCUUUUGAAGAAUGAUGGGGCUUUCGAAAAAGAGAUCAAAGUCCUCGAACUACUCAAAUCCCGCUUCGGAGAAUCUCCACUGCAAAGUUGCGAAGUAAUGCUAAAAGAUAUUCUCGAUUCCGUGCGGCUUGACCUCGCUAUUCGCAAAACUCAAGAGCUCAGUCUGGCAGAAAGAGAAGCCACACCUCCCCCGCCAAGUCAACCAAUUCUGCAUACCAAAAUUCUUUCCCGUCUUUUCUGGCCUCCUCUCCAAGAAUCCGCCUUCACUCUCCCUCCCCAAAUUACCAAUCUUCAAUCCCAUUACUCCACGGCCUUUUCCUCCCUCAAACCUGCUAGAAAGCUCACUUGGCUCCCUGCGCUUGGCCAUACAACCGUCGAACUCGAACUGGCUGAUCGUACCGUGGUAGAAGAAUGUACGACUUGGCAAGCCACUGUAAUUUCCUGUUUCCACAGUGAAACAAGCAGCAUCGACGCAGAUGAAGAAGUUGGCUUGAGCAAAAGCAUCGAAGAAUUAAGCUCAGAACUACAAAUGGAAUCUACUCUAAUCCUUUCUGCUCUCAAAUUUUGGGCCUCCAAACUCGUUCUCCACGAGUCCCCACCAAAAUCUCAAAUCUAUUCCGUUCUCGAAACUUUGAACGCAUCAGAGCGUGCACGUUCUGAUGCUCUUGCUUCGGCGACAGCCAAUGCUGAUAAUAACGAUGAUGAAGGAGAAGGAGGAAAGGGGGAGAAGGGUAUCACGGGUGAACAUGCAAAGGUCUAUUGGCAGUUUGUCCAGAGUAUGUUGACGAAUAGCUCGAGUCGGAUGGGAGCGCCGCAAAUUGCUAUGAUGCUGAAAAUGUUGAUCGCAGAGGGAUUUCCGUAUAGCAACGAGGAAUUGCUAGAGUGGUUGGGUGGGAAGGUAGAGGAGGGGGUAUUGGAGUGUGUAGGGGGCCGGUAUAAGUUGAGGAAGUAA
This is a messenger RNA of Sclerotinia sclerotiorum 1980 UF-70, 2556 nucleotides long. RefSeq lists its product as hypothetical. Gene Ontology annotation, biological process: ubiquitin-dependent protein catabolic process. Gene Ontology annotation, cellular component: anaphase-promoting complex. Bases 1 to 2556 code for a protein of 851 amino acids. The transcript is spliced from 3 exons. The record is from RefSeq and is a predicted model, not a curated record. Lineage: Eukaryota; Fungi; Ascomycota; Leotiomycetes; Helotiales; Sclerotiniaceae. Gene Ontology annotation, molecular function: ubiquitin protein ligase binding.